Messenger RNA from Salarias fasciatus (jewelled blenny), 7239 nucleotides. RefSeq lists its product as uncharacterized. The record is from RefSeq and is a predicted model, not a curated record. The coding region runs from base 26 to 6445 and encodes 2139 amino acids. Gene Ontology annotation, molecular function: DNA helicase activity; ATP hydrolysis activity. Gene Ontology annotation, biological process: DNA repair; telomere maintenance. The transcript is spliced from 4 exons. Lineage: Eukaryota; Metazoa; Chordata; Actinopteri; Blenniiformes; Blenniidae.
AACUCCUUCACCUGCUUGUGAGCCCAUGUCUGCUUCUUGCCCCAGCCCACCAGUCCCCCAGGUGGAAGCACCAACCCAGGAGGUGGUGGAGGAGGUGUUGCCCCCGACCGCAGGCCCGGUUCCAGCGGCGGUCGGGGAGGAGGUUCCUGCAGCGUGCCCUGCUGUGCCGACGGAGCGACGCCUCAUCCCCGAAGCUAAGUGUGCCGUUCUUGAGAGUUCCGGGUCAGGCCAGUCAGGUGUUGGUGUGAGCGCAGCGAGGCCAGCAGCAGUGGUUGAUGUCAGGACUGGGAUCAGGCUUCUGAAGGCUGUGCAGGGAUCCUUCCAUCAGGGCAGCUCGAGGUUUAUCGAUGGUGGGCAGCAGUGCAUGGCGAUCGCGGGGUUGAGCUUAGCCAGACACACGUUGAACAGUGUGUUCUCGUGGGGGAGGCAGGAGCUUGAUGAUGCUUUGGUUUCGGGUGAUUGUUUCUACAAGUGGGUCAUGAGCCGCCCUGGCUUCAAGCCUUGGUCAUCUUAUCUGUCUGUGACUGACCUGCCAGAUCAGAUCAAGGUGGAUGGUCAGGUGCUGAAAUUUACUAUUGGCUUCACUGCGUCAGGUUGUAUGCACAUGUCUAAAGGUGAUUACACGUCUGAAGGUGCCUGCGUUGAUAACAGUGUGUUGUACACUCUGCCGGGUGGACUAAAGGAGGUCUUUGUUGAACGUGGACACAGUGCAUGUCUGCUUACUAUGUGUUCCAACACGUCUGCCAUCAUCUUCGAGGACGGACGGUUUGCUGUGGUGGACAGCCAUCCACGGAGUGGUGUUGGCUUGUUUGACCCCAGAGGCACCAGCGUGCUUCUGCAGUUUACAAGUUUUGAGGACCUGGAACACUACAUCUCUCAGUUGUUUGACAGCCUAAGUUCAGGGUCAGGCCAGCCGUACUUUGAGCUGUGUGGCAUUGAUAUUGGUGGGGGUGCAGGUCCAGCCCUGUCUGUUGGUCCUCUGGUGAGUCACGUCGCUGAGACGAGUUCUGCUCCAGCACCAGAGUCUCCUGAGGCAUCUGAGAGCAAAUCAUCGGCUGAGGCUCCUGCAGGCUCUUGUGUGUCUGAGAGUGAUGUUGGUGUUGCUGCCAGUCCAGCACUGUCUGGUGUUUCUGUGGAGAGUCACGUCACUGUGAUGAGUUCUUCUCCACCACCACAGUCCCCUGAGGUCACUGAGUCCAGGACUGUGGCUGAGGCUCCUGUAGGUACUUGUGUCUUUGAGAGUGAUGUUGCUGCCAGUCCAGCACUGUCUGAAGUUUCUGUGGAGAGUCACGUCACUGAGAUGAGUUCUGCUCCAGCACCACAGUCCCCUGAGGUAACUGAGCGCAGGACUGUGGCUCAGGCUCCUGCAGGUACUUGUGUCUUUGAGAGUGAUGUAGGUACUUGUGUCUUUGAGAGUGAUGUUGCUGCCAAUCCAGCACUGAAGGAGAAGGUAGUGGCUGAUGGGAACUGCUUCUUCAGAGCCAUCUCUCAGGCUGUCAAGCUGAAGAGAAAGUUGACCUACAAGGGACACUAUGAGUACCAGUUUGUGGAUACUCUACGUGUCAGGCAGGCGCUAGACUAUUUAAAGAGAACUAAUGUUUAUUAUAAAGACAUUGAGUUCAAUGAGGACUGGGUCAAUGAGUUUAACAGGCAGGAAGAUGAGGAACAGGAAGAGGCUGAGUCAGGCAGUGAGGAUGAGACAGUGAAGGAGAAGGUUGAUGAUCAGGUUGUUGUAGAGGGCCAGGCGGCCCAUCAGGAAGGUGGUCAGGUUCAGGAAAGGCCUGCAGUUGUUGUUGAGGAGGAAUCAGCAGACAUAAUUCAAGAUGAAAUGUUACAUGACAGACAGCAACACUGCAUGUUUCAGGACACUUGUCUUAUGCCUGUUGAUAUUGGUCAGGAGGCUCUAGACCAGUAUUUUGAGGACAUAGUCAAUGUAGCGCCUGCAGAGGGGAACAGUCCAGUCCGGAUGCUUUCUGAUAAUUCAAACGAAGCUAAGUGUUUCCCCGUGUUGUUUCCUUUAGGACAGAGGACUUUCCAUCAUGAGCGGAAUCAUGCUUUGACAUUGUCACGUUAUUUUAAUAACCGGAUCAUGCACGCCGAUGGCCGUUUUUCGCAGAAUGUUGAAUAUAUCUUUUUUGCUCAGUUCAUGUCUGAGAUGGACAGGGUGGUGUCUAGUGUUUCUGUUGCACUGCGUAAGGGAAAAGGUGAUCAGGGCUCUACACAGAUUAGCCAGAGUAUGUUGCAGGACGAGGAGUCUCUGAAGCAGCUGCUACAGUUUGAUGAGGGUUUCCGGUUCCUGAAGCCUAUUAGAGGGACUCCUGCGUUCUGGCAGUCUGUGCAGAAGGACAUCUUUGCCUGUGUGCGUCAGUUAGGCAUCCCGACGUGGUUUUGUUCGUUCUCGUCUGCAGACCUGCGCUGGCAAAACCUUCUGACCAGCAUCCUGAAACAGGAAGGCAGAGUGCAGACGGUGGAGGAUUUGGAGUGGGCAGACAGGUGUGAGUUGUUGCGGCGUAAUCCAGUUACUGCGGCCAGGAUGUUUGAUUACAGGUGGCAUUGUUUUCUGAAAGAGGUUCUCAUGUCUCCUUCUGAGCCAAUUGGCCGAAUCAUCGAUCACUUCUACCGUGUUGAGUUUCAGCAGCGCGGUUCUCCUCAUGUUCACUGCUUGUUCUGGAUCGAGGGCGCUCCUAAAAUUGACCAGAACACAGAUGAGGAGGUGGUCGAGUUUAUUGACAAGUAUGUAACGUGUGAGCUGCCCUCAGACGACGACACAUUAUUGGACAUUGUGUCGUCGGUUCAAACACAUUCCAAACGACACUCAAAGUCUUGUCGGAAGAACAAGACGACGUGUCGUUUCCAUUUUCCAAAACCUGCUUCUACACGUACAUUCCUUUGUAAGAUGAAGGAAUGUCGCUGUGACAAACAGAAGCUGAAGGAGGCCCAGAAGAAUCCUGAUUCAGAGAACAAGCUGGUCUGUAAGUGUUUUGAUGGCGAUAACCCGAUGAAGAAGGACGUUGCAAAGGAGAUUUUGGCGUCUGUGAGCAAAGCUAUCAGGGAGGAGGAGCCGUUUGAUAGUGUAGAGGAGUUGUUUGCCAGUCGACACAUCAACCAGGAUAUCUUUGAAAUGGCCUACAGGAGGUUGGAGAAGAAGACCAAGGUUGUGUAUAGGAGAGGGUUGAAUGAGGUGUGGGUAAACCAGUAUAGUAAGAAGCUGUUGAAGUGCUGGAACGCUAACAUGGACCUUAGCUUUGUCACCGACGCCUACGCCGUAAUUGUUUACAUCAUUUCCUAUAUUACGAAAGCAGAGAGAGAAAUUGGCCUACUAUUGAACAACGCCCAAAAAGAAGCAAACAAAGAAGGAAACCUCUCUGCUCGAGAAGCCCUGAAGAAGCUGGGCAGUGUAUAUUUACACAACAGGGACGUUUGUGCCCAGGAGGCGGUGUAUAGGCUAACCAACAUGCACCUGAAGGAGUGUUCCAGGAAGGUGGUGUUUGUUCCAACAGGGGACAACAUCGUGAGGAUGAGUUUACCCCUCCAUGUCCUGAAGGAGAGGGCGUCAUCACAUGAUCUGAGCUCAGAUGAUGUGUGGAUGACCAGCAUAGUGGACCGGUACAGGAACAGGCCUGAUGGUGGUGUGUUUGACGACAUGUGUAUGGCCACGUUUGCUUCGGAGUAUCGUGUUCUCACCAGGAAUGAAAUUUCUCCAAACAGAAUCGAGUUGAAGAACAAACUGGGCUUCAUUUUGAGGAGAACACGUUCUCAGUUUUCAGUUGUCCGCUACAUGCGUUUCAACUUGAACAAACAACGGGAGGCUUAUUUUCAGGGUGUGCUUCAGUUGUUCCUUCCUUAUAGAAGUGACUCAGAGCUCAAGCCCGAGGGCUUCCAGCUCUUUGAACAGUUCUAUAACGACGGUGAGGUGACGUUUGGCGACGGCUCCAUCCAUAGAGUCAAGGUGGUGGUGGAUGAGAACAGGGCCCGGUUUGAGAUCGAUCCUGAGAACCUGGAGCGUGCUGAGGAGAUUGCUCAUCAGGUCCACGGCCUUGAGGAAGACGCUUGGGGGAACCUGUGUCCUGAACAGGAACUGGAACGUGACGAGUGUGCUGAAGAGUUGAGAGAGCAACAGGCAGCAGAGAUAGCUGGUGAGCAGUUGGUGGAGGGUCUGGAGAACGUUCCAGAUCUGCAGGAACGUGGCCGACAGGUGGCCCAGUUAGAGAGGAACAGGCUGGUGUUGUCUCGUGCUGAGGGCUUAGCUCUAGUUAGGUCUCUGAAUGAGACACAGCGGGCUGUUUUCUACCAGGUGAGGCAGUGGUGUCUGCAGAAGGUGAGGGGUGAAAACCCACUGCCUCAGCAUGUCUUUCUGACUGGGGGUGCGGGGGUGGGGAAAACGCAUUUAAUCAGGGCCAUCCAGUACGAGGCAGGGAGGCUGCUGUCAACACUUUGUGAUCAACCAGACGAGAUCUGUGUUUUGUUAACAGCUCCAACAGGAAUAGCUGCGUACAAUUUAAACGCAGCAACAAUUCACCACACAUUGAGCAUCGGCAAACAGUGUAGUUUACCUUACAUCCCUCUGGGUGAAGAUAAACUAAACUCUCUGCGAGCUAAAUUCCGUCACCUCCAAAUUCUAGUGAUUGAUGAGAUCAGUAUGGUGGAUCACCUUCUGUUGGCGUAUGUCCAUGGGCGCUUGAGGCAGAUCAAGCAGACUGGAGACUUUUCCCCAUUCGGAAAUGUCAGUGUGAUCGCUGUGGGAGACUUUUAUCAGUUGCCUCCCGUUAAAGGGAAGCCUCUGUAUAGCAGUCAGGUGGGUGUGGACCUGUGGUGCCACUUCAGUGUGGUGCAGCUGACCACGGUGGUGAGGCAGAAGGACAGCGUGUUUGCCGAGUUGCUCAACAGGUUGAGAGUGCGUUCCAGAGACACCCCCAUGUUAGAGAGUGACGUCCACAUCCUGAAGAGCUGUGAGACGGGCGAGGAGAGCUCAGCCUUGCACAUUUUCCCCACCAACCGUAAAGUGAAUGAGCACAACUUGAAGCAGCUGUGUCGGACGUGUCCCGAUCCUGUGACCAUUGAAGCUCAGGACUUCAUGAACAACAGGAGUACGGGGAAGCUGGAGUUGAUGGCGGGGCAUCACAGUGCGGCGUUGGACACAUCCUUAGAGGAGACUCUGAGUCUGGGUCCAGACGCCCGUGUGAUGCUGUGUAAGAACGUGGACGUGGAAGACGGUCUGGUCAACGGAGCAUGUGGCACAGUCACUCAUAUCCAGUUGAGACAGGGUGACAACUUUCCUCAGACAGUUUAUGUCAAAUUUGAUGAUGAGAAAAUUGGCUCCCAGAGGAGGAAGAAGCGCUCACAUGCUGCAGUGGCCUGCCGGCUUUCUACUGCCAUCGAUCCGGUGGAGGAGAAGGCCACCAAGCGUGGAGGUUUGCGUCGUCAGUUCCCUCUGAAGUUGGCCUGGGCGUGUACCGUCCACAAGGUGCAGGGCCUGACGGUGGACCGGGCCGUGGUGUGUUUGGAGAAGGUGUUUGCACCUGGCCAGGCCUACGUAGCUCUGAGUCGUGUGAGGGAUUUGUCUGGACUGAUCAUCAUGAACUUUAAAGAGAAGUCCAUUUACUGCAAGGACACCAUCAAGGAGGCCUUGGACAUGAUGCCUCCAUUUUUGAUCAAGCAGCCACAACCUUCAUUAGACACGCCCACUCUGUCGGUGUAUCUAAUGAACGUUCAAAAUUUAAGUCGCCACCUGGUGGAUUUGGUGUCCUGCACACAGCAUUUGCAGCCCACCUGCAUUGCUGUCACAGAGACAUGGCUCACUGCACAUUCCUCACCAGACGGCGUCCAGAUUGACGGCUACUCUUUCCACAGCCGCCCUCGUGCUCUGUGUUACAGCAGCAGUCACCCCAAACUGUUAGAGCUGCAGGCUUUAGAACAUGGUGGAGUUGGUUUGUACACGCUAGCAGAUUCGGACUGUGACAUCCUGCAGGCACCCGAUUUGGAUCUGGAGUGUUUGGUGUGCCUGUGGAACAAAUUCCACAUAGUGAUGGCAGUAAUUUAUCGUCCACCACGUUACCCAAAUUCCCUCUUCAAGCAGAACCUGCAGCGGUUGCUGCAUUGGCUUAAUCCAAUCAGUGACACCAUUGUCGUCAUGGGAGAUUUUAAUGACAACAUUUUAACAGGGUCGUCAAUUUGCAAAUUAAUGGGAAGCAAAGGAUUUGAUCAGCUGGUGACACAAGCGAGCACAGAGAGGGGGACUCUGAUUGAUCACGUUUAUGUGAGAAGCAGACAGUUUGAUGUGGAAUGUGCAGUGAUGCCCACGUACUUCAGUGAUCAUGAAGGAAUUCUGUGUAGUUUCAGAGCUAGAGGUGACCAGGGGCAGCUGGAGGAGCUGGACAGGUGGUUUGAGCUGGAUGAUGUGGAUUUUGAGGAUGUUGAGGGGAUGUUUGAGGACGACUUGGACUGAUUGAGUCCAACUGAGCUACGUGGCAGUGGGCCGAAGCAACUGUUGCUGUUUGUUGUUGAUGAACUAGUUGAUAGAGGGAACUGAGUCGUAGUGCGGCGCUGCUGCUGUUGAGGGUUUUCCGUUAAAGCACUUUGUCUGCCACUCCAAAUACUAUUAUGUAUAUUUAUUGGAGGUUUUUAACAAGUUUGUCAUAUGAUAUGAAAUGAGUUAUGUAUGAAUUACAAGAUGGUCUUGUAGAUAUUUUGAUAUUUAACUUAUUGACAUGUUCCAGGUUGAACCUGUGGAGAAUGUAGUUUGGUCAAUGAAAUCAUGUAUUUAUUAAUGUCAGUGAAAUCAUGGCUCUGUACUGCCUGCAGUUCUUGGUGUCUCUCUGUGGUUCCAUUUGUGUUAUUCUAGGUGUGCAUCUGUGGUCCUGGACCUGGUCUUUGUGAUUGUAGGUCCAACUUUGGUUCCAAGUGUGGUUCUAGGCUUGGCUCUGUGUUGUACUUGGUGCUCUGUGGUUUCAGAUGUGCCUACAGCUGCAGGUUCCCUGGUUCCAGAUGUCAGUCUUUGCCAGUCCCAGCUGUGCUCUUCUUUUCUUCCUGAUGUGUUGAUUCAAAGUUUGUCAGUCUUCACUGAUGUUUAAUGUGUAAAAUGUCAUUGAACUCCAGUCUUUUAAAGGAUUUACAGUCAGUCACUGAUGAGACAUUAAUUUUUAUCUCCAGCAUGUUCUGAAUGAACACAUCAGGAAGAGUUUCAGUGGAACAACUGAACUGUAAAUAUGUUAUUGGAGACAAUGUUCUUUUGACUGGUCU